Molecule: messenger RNA, 1371 nt
Organism: Sphenostylis stenocarpa
Lineage: Eukaryota; Viridiplantae; Streptophyta; Magnoliopsida; Fabales; Fabaceae
Source: the annotation of a GenBank genome assembly
AUGGGAAGCCCAAAGAAAGUGUCACCAUCAACAAGCAGCCCACGGAGAAACCCAAGAACACUCUAUGAUCUCUUUGAGCAGGAGAAUCCUCACUUCACCGUCCCAUCUUCUUCUCCCACUUCAGGAUAUGAAGAACUUUUCUCCACUAUUUCUUAUUGCACCUUUGUUUUCACCUUCACUGACCCUUCAGAAUCUCCUGCACAAAGAGACUCCAAGAGGCUUCAACUCACAAGACUCGUCACGAUAUUGAAGUCUUCCAAGAAGCCAGUGAAUGAAAAAUUUUUGGGGGCUCUAGUGGCCAUGAUCUCGGCCAACCUCUUCAGGCCACUCCCUCCACCUUCCAACCCUUCUGCCAUCACAGACUUGCCUGAAGAAGAAGACCCCAUCUCCAUAUUUUCACCGGUCUGGUCACAUCUACAAAUAGUUUAUGAGAUACUUCUCAAGCUUGUUAACAGCACAGACCAAAGGAUACUGAGAGAGUGCAUAGAUCAUUCUUUCCUCCGCAACCUGCUAGCACUUUUUCAAUCAGAAGAUCCAAGGGAGCGUGAGAGUUUGAAAAAUGUGUACCACAAGAUAUAUUCCAAGUUCAUUUCUGAUCGUUCCUUCAUGAGGAAAUCAAUGACCGAGGUGCUGUUGAACUACAUGUUUCAGACAGAAAAGCAUACGGGUAUUGCAGACUUGCUUGAGAUAUGGGGAACCAUAAUCAAUGGCUUUACCGUGCCACUCAAGGAAGAGCACAAACUGUUCCUAAUGAGAGUGCUCAUUCCUCUACACAAGACCAAGGGGAUGCAAGUGUACUGUAGGCAAUUGGCUUAUUGCGUGUCACAGUUUGUGCAGAAGGAGCCUAUGCUUGGAGGGGUUGUUGUUAGAGGGAUUUUGAGAUACUGGCCUGUCACAAACUGUCAAAAGGAAAUCUUGCUAAUUGGGGAGUUGGAAGAUCUGGUUGAGAAUUUAGACCCUGACCAGUAUCGUAAGUUGGCCUUGCCCUUGUGUACCCAGAUUACCAAAUGCAUCAAUAGUUGGAAUUCGCAGGUAGCGGAGCGUGCGCUCUAUGUGUGGAACAAUGAGCAGUUCGUGAAAAUGGCACUGAUAGGAACAGUAGAAGUGUUUACUGUGAUUGUAGAAGGCAUGGAAAAGAACCUGAAGUGGCAUUGGAGCAAGAGCGUUAGGCAGCUAACAGAAUGUGUGAAGGUGAUGCUGGAAGAAAUGGAUCCAGAUCUGUAUUCAAAGGGUCUCAUGGACAUGGAAGCCAAAGAGUCAAUGGCACAUCAAGAAGACAUCAAAAGAAAAAAGAGAUGGGAAAGAAUAGAAUUUGAAGCUGAAAAGAAUCAGUUUCUCAACCCACGACGUUAUAUACGUGUCUCCUACUGA